AUGGUUCACUGGGGUUCCUGGUGCAAGACACUAUUGGUGGAGAAAUCUGGGCAACACCGGCCCGCUGGAACAGCGAGAGGACACACAGGGGGCAAAGGUGGCAAGUUCGGAGUCUUUGCCAAGAAUCUCCCCUAUGAAACUGCAGAGCAGGAGUUGCUGUCCCUUUUUACCAGAUGUGGUGAGGUUACACGGCUGAACAUGCCAACCAACAAAAAGGGCGGCCACGGACGCUGUAUGGGCUUCGCAUGGCUGACCUUUGAAAGUGACAAGGCAAUGAAGAAGGCCUGCAAGAUGACUGGAGUUGACGCUCCUUACUUGGGCGGCCGAAGACUUUUUGUGGAGCAAGCAGGGCAGCACAAGUGA
Messenger RNA from Durusdinium trenchii, 363 nucleotides. The record is from the annotation of a GenBank genome assembly. NCBI's taxonomy places the organism in Eukaryota, Dinophyceae, Suessiales, Symbiodiniaceae.